CUGGGAGAGCAGAGUAGGGCCGGGCCGAGCAGAGCUGAGUGGAGCAGUCAAGUCUACCCGAGUGGAGCCCAGCGAGCCUCACCAAACAGCACUGGGUCGAGCUCAAGUGGCGGCCACCACCAUGAAGCGGGACCGACUCGGCCGCUUCCUGUCGCCUGGGGCGGCCGGGCAGCGCGGGGGCUCGGGCGGCGGCUGUGGCAGCGGCCGGGCUCGGGGCCGCCCCUCCCGCAGCAGCGGGCCAAGCGUGGACCGGGCGGCGGCCUUCGUGGCCGCGGCGCGGGCGUGCGGGAACGCGGGCGAGGACGGCGCAGACGAGGCAGGAGCAGGCCGGGCUCUUGCCAUGGGGCACUGUCGCCUGUGCCACGGGAAGUUUUCCUCGAGAAGCCUCAGAAGCAUCUCUGGCAGGGCACCUGGAGAGAACUCAGAAAGACCAUCCCCUGGGGAUCGUGUCUUCAUCAGGGACUUCCAAAGCCUGCUGGGUGUGGCUGUGCACCAGGACCCAGCCCUGCCUCAGUUUGUCUGCAAGAACUGCCACGCCCAGUUCUACCAGUGCCACAGUCUCCUCAGGUCCUUCUUGCAGAGAGUCAAUGUGUCACCGACCAGCCAGCGGAACCCUUGUGCGAAGGUUGGUGUUCAGCCCCCAACAGUGGCGGAGGAGGGAGCUUGUCUGGUGGAUCUGAUCACCUCGAGCCCCCGCUGCCUGCAUGGCUUGGUGGGGUGGGUACACGGACACGCGGCCAGCUGCGGGGCCCUGCCCAGCCUCCAGAGGACACUGUCCUCCGAGUAUUGUGGCAUCAUCCAAGCUGUGUGGGGCUGCGAUCAGGGCCAUGACUACACCAUGGACACUGGCUCCAGCUGCAGAGCCCUCUUGCUGGACAGCACCUUGGCAGUCAAGUGGGCGUGGGACAAGGAGACAGCACCACCCCUGGACCAGAACCCGGAGUCCAACCCCACUGGGGCUGCCCCUGAGCUCUGCCAGGGCAGAGGGACCACAGUCGGGGCUGAGACCAAGACUCUGCCCAGCACAGAUGUGGCCCCACCACCUUCAGAUGGCAACUCUGUGGGACCUGGGCCAGGCCCUCCACCUCAGCCAAGCCUGGCCCCCAGUGAGGCUCCAGGGCAACUGGGUGAGAAGCAGGUUCCAUCUUCAACCUCGGAUGAUCGGGUAAAAGACGAGUUCAGUGACCUUUCUGAGGGAGACAUCCUGAGUGAAGAUGAGAACGAAAAGAAGCAAAACACACCGUCCUCGGACGAGUCCUUCGAGCCUUACCCAGAAAAGAAAGUCUCUGGUAAGAAAAAUGAAGGCAAAGAAGCCAAGAAGGCUGAAGAACCAAAACUUCGAAAGAAACCUGGGCCCAAGCCUGGAUGGAAGAAGAAGCUCCGAUGUGAGAGGGAGGAGCUGCCCACCAUCUACAAGUGUCCUUACCAAGGCUGUACGGCCGUGUACCGUGGGGCUGACGGCAUGAAGAAGCACAUUAAGGAGCACCAUGAGGAGGUCCGGGAGAGGCCCUGCCCCCACCCAGGCUGCAAUAAGGUGUUCAUGAUCGACCGCUACCUGCAGCGCCAUGUGAAACUCAUCCACACAGAGGUGCGUAACUACAUCUGUGACGAAUGUGGGCAGACCUUCAAGCAGCGGAAGCACCUUCUUGUCCACCAGAUGCGCCACUCGGGAGCCAAGCCACUGCAGUGUGAGGUCUGUGGGUUCCAGUGCAGGCAGCGAGCAUCCCUCAAGUACCACAUGACCAAACACAAGGCAGAGACUGAGCUGGACUUCGCCUGUGACCAGUGUGGCCGGCGGUUUGAAAAGGCCCACAACCUCAACGUGCACAUGUCCAUGGUGCACCCUUUGACGCAGAUCCAAGACAAGGCCCUGCCCCUGGAGGCAGAGCCCCCGCCCAAGCCCCUGAGCCCUUCUGGGACUGUGGAAGGCCAGGCUGUGAAGCCUGAGCCGACCUGAGGACUGCAGGUGGGACGAUGGGCACAUUGAG
Castor canadensis (American beaver) is the source of this 1988-nucleotide messenger RNA. RefSeq names its product zinc finger protein 276 (gene Znf276). Gene Ontology annotation, molecular function: zinc ion binding. Lineage: Eukaryota; Metazoa; Chordata; Mammalia; Rodentia; Castoridae. Gene Ontology annotation, cellular component: nucleus. The record is from RefSeq and is a predicted model, not a curated record.